This is a messenger RNA of Aphanomyces astaci, 342 nucleotides long. RefSeq lists its product as hypothetical. The coding region runs from base 1 to 342 and encodes 113 amino acids. The transcript has 2 exons. NCBI's taxonomy places the organism in Eukaryota, Oomycota, Saprolegniomycetes, Saprolegniales, Verrucalvaceae. The record is from RefSeq and is a predicted model, not a curated record.
AUGACGUACUUCAAGACCAAGCUGGUGGUCCAGCUAGAAUUCACUCGGGUCACUAAAGCUGUCGUCCUAUUGAAGGCGGCCUGGAAAGCAAGCCUCUGGCAGGUGGACGAAGCCUCGAAGCGGGCAAUAUUGCUGAAGAAAGACUUUCCAAGGAUGCCUGCGAACACGUUUGACGCCCCUCGGAGGCCCCCUAGCGCCGAAGGUACAAUAAGCCCAGAUGCUCCCAAGCCAGAAGGCCCGGACGACGUCAGGGAUGACGACGGCCCUGAGAUUGAAGGCGACCCUCGGAUAGUUAUCAAGGGGGCCCUCGCUCGAAAACUCCGCUCGGACGGUUGCUCAUAG